Molecule: messenger RNA, 4521 nt
Organism: Osmerus eperlanus (European smelt)
Lineage: Eukaryota; Metazoa; Chordata; Actinopteri; Osmeriformes; Osmeridae
Gene: sema3fb
Product: sema domain, immunoglobulin domain (Ig), short basic domain, secreted, (semaphorin) 3Fb
Exons: 19
Coding region: 395-2812 (805 amino acids)
Biological process (GO): negative chemotaxis; semaphorin-plexin signaling pathway; axon guidance
Cellular component (GO): plasma membrane
Molecular function (GO): chemorepellent activity; semaphorin receptor binding
Source: RefSeq, a predicted model, not a curated record
UUGCGCCUUUCUCCGAACAGUCAGGAACGCUUAACUUUCACCGCUGACUUUGGGUACUGGAUUGGACCAGUUUUUUUGAGAACGAGGAAUACACGUUGUACAUUUUUUAAGGACCUAGCCUACUGAGUUACAUUCACCUAUCCUUUUUAUCCAAGCGGAAAGAAUUUCCUUUAGGCUGAAUUUCAUGAACACGGUCAGCGUACGGUCCUCAGGUGUUCCAAGGACCGUUCGCACAGGGAACUUAAACACUUUCAACUGGAGACGGAGGCGAACAAUUUCUCGGAAUUUGUUGACUUAUUCGAUGACAUAUAAAGCUGGACUCAAAGUUAUUUUUGGAGAGUUGUAACAAUCAGAGUUCUGUGAUCCUGUGUGAGUGACUGGAGACUGGUUCACCAUGCUGCUGGCCAGUCUGUGGACGCUCCACACCCUCCUGGUGCUGUCUGUCAGAGCCCUGGGCAUCACCAACGACCCCCAUGCUGCACCCCGGGUCUUCAUCUCCUUCAAAGAGUUGAGGUCCACCGGCACCGCCCAUCACUUCUCCUACCUCCUCAACACGUCGGACUACCGGAUCCUGCGUAUGGACGAGGACCACGACCGCAUGUACGUGGGCAGCAAGGACUACAUCCUGUCUCUGGACCUGCACGACAUCAACAAGGAGCCUCUCAUACUCCACUGGCCAGUGUCCCAACAGAGGAAGACAGAGUGCAUUCUGAGUGGCAAGGAUACCAAUGGGGAGUGUGGGAACUUCAUCCGUCUGAUUGAGCCUUGGAACAGGACCCACCUGUACGUGUGUGGAACUGGUGCCUACAAUCCGAUCUGCACCUAUGUCAACCGUGGACGCAAACCUCAGGCUGCCCUGCACCUGCAGAUGCCCCAGAGCGGAGGGAGGGCUAGCCGCGCGGCAGAAGCCCACGCUGUGUCCGAGACAUUGGGACUGAAGGAAUACAUAUUCCAUUUGGAGCCAGGCAGAGUGGAUUCUGGGAAGGGAAAGUGCUCCUACGACCCUAAGCUCAACAGCGUGUCCGCGCUGAUCAAUGGUGAACUCUACGCGGGGGUCUACAUUGACUUCAUGGGAACAGACUCAGCCAUCUUCCGUACCAUGGGCAAACAGACGGCCAUGCGUACAGACCAGUACAACUCCAGAUGGUUGAAUGACCCCUCGUUCAUCCACGUGCAACUCAUCCCUGACAGUGCUGAGAGGAACGAUGACAAACUGUACUUCUUCUUCCGGGAGAAGUCCUCUGAGAUGGGCCAGAGUCCUGUGACCCAGGCUCGCAUCGGACGCAUCUGUCUGAAUGACGAUGGUGGUCACUGCUGUCUGGUCAACAAGUGGAGCACGUUCCUGAAGGCCCGGCUCAUCUGCUCCGUUCCGGGGGCGGACGGGAUCGAGACGCACUUCGACGAGCUCCGAGAUGUUUACAUACAACCGACACAGGACACCAAGAACCCUGUCAUCUAUGGAGUAUUUUCUGUCUCUGGCUCGGUGUUCAAGGGCUCUGCGGUGUGUGUCUACUCCAUGGCUGACAUCCGGCAGGUCUUCAACGGACCCUUCGCCCACAAAGAAGGUCCUAACUACCAGUGGGUGGCCUACACUGGGAAGAUCCCCUACCCUCGUCCUGGGACGUGUCCUGGAGGCACGUUCACUCCUAACAUGAAGUCUACUAAGGACUACCCAGACGAGGUCAUCAACUUCAUGAGGAACCACCCCACCAUGUACAACGCCGUGUACCCAGUGCACAAGCGCCCCCUGGUGGUCCGCACCAACGUUGACUACGAGUUCACCACCAUCACUGUGGACCAGGUGGCAGCUGCAGAUGGCAAUUAUGAAGUGCUUUUCCUGGGGACUGACAGGGGGACAGUGCAGAAGGUGAUUGUCCUUCCCAGAGAUGAUCUGCAGACUGAAGAGCUGGUCCUGGAGGAGGUGGAGGUGUUCAAGGUUCCUACUCCUAUUACGACAAUGAAGAUCUCAUCAAAAAGGCAACAGCUGUAUGUCUCUUCAGGGAUGGGAGUGACGCACCUGGCCCUGCACCGCUGUGACGUGUACGGGGAGGCCUGUGCUGACUGCUGCCUGGCCAGAGACCCCUACUGCGCCUGGGACGGCAAGUCCUGCUCCCGGUACUCUGCCUCCCAGAAGAGGUCUGACCCCUUUAGAAGAAGCCGGAGGCAAGACGUAAAGUACGGGAAUCCCAUCCGCCAGUGCAGAGGCUUCAACUCCAACACCAAUAAGAACACUCUGGAGAUGGUACAGUACGGGGUGGAGGGCAGCAGCACCUUCUUGGAGUGCCAAGCCCGCUCCCCGCAUGCACUCAUCAAAUGGCACCUGCAAAGGGACAACAGUGACCGCAGGAAAGAAAUGCGUUCUGACGGGCGUGUGAUGAGGACAGAGCAGGGCCUGCUGCUGCGCUCCCUCCAGCCCUCUGACUCAGGCGUGUACCAGUGCUCGGGCACAGAGAAGAACUUCAAGCACACCUUGGUCAAGCUGCAGCUGGUAGUGCUGUCCAGUCGCGCCGUCAACAACGUGCUGGUGGAAGGUGGAGGCCUGGCACCAUCUCCACUCGGGGCCAGCUCUUGGACCCCCAGCGCCGGCCAGUACAAGGACCUGCUGACCAUCCUGAGCCAGCCUGAGAUGGGCCUCAUCAACCAGUACUGCCAGGACUACUGGCAGCAGGGAGACCCCAUGAUGGGAGCCAUCAAGGCCAAAGACCUGAAGGAGCUGAAGGAGCAGAAAAAGCCACGCAACCGUCGGCACCAUGGCGAGGGGGGCGAGGAGGAGGAGGAGGAGGAGGAGGAGGAAGAGGAGGUGGAGACAUGAGUAGGCCUUGGACUACCUAUAAUCCCUACCCACCCUACCCCAUGAAACGGGGAGAGACUCAAUUUGAGAGUGACAUCAUGAAAGAAAAUCAAAAACACGUGAGAAAAAAUGAACUGAAGAGAAGCAAGAGGCAUCCAAACAAACCCCACACCUCCCUUUACCAAUAAGAUAUAUGAUACACAGUAUUUAUUGUAGGUUGUAUAUAGUAUCAUUCUGUGGAUUUCUUUGUACUUAUAGAAAAUGCUCUUUGUGUAUAGGUACCUUUGGGGCAAAUAUUAUUGUUAUUAUUGUUAUUAAUUUUAUUGUUGUUGCUGUCAUUGCAUAAUUCUCAUCCUUCCAUCAUUAUGAAAUGUGUGGAAUGUGUUAACUGGCAUGCAAAAUACAAGUCACUACAAGUCAUUGUAAAGAUGGAAAUGACUGGGGAAUGGGGCUGAUGGGAUUUGUAUAUUUCUUGUUUCUUGUUUGCUGUGAUGUAAUGUCAGGACUCAUUCUGGGUUCUCCAGGACUUUCAUUGACAAACUCACCACGGCUGCAUGUGGACUGUAACACAGGAAACUCUAACUAUAUGCCCCUCCUCCAUUUGAACCCACAUGUCAAAUACCAUUAGUUUGAUACACUUGCUGUGUUUAUCAGCUCUUUUAAGACCUUGAUAGUAACUAAAGUAGCAUUGUUUUCUGUCACUGCCAGUGGAACUUUGUCAAAGGCCUAAUUUCCAGAGCUUAACUAAUAGAUAAAACUAAAAUUGACAUCCCCUUUCUGUAGCCACCGUUGUUAGUUGUGGUAUUAAAUGAAAAAGGAAUCCUAAGUAAAAGAACGCCGGAUGAUGAUAAAUUAACCAUCAUAAUUAAAUAUAUUCAGCUUCGCAUCUCAGGAGACUAAGUGUGAGGUGCAAAAAGGGUUAUGGUUUUACAUGUUUACGGGCAUUAUUUUCUCCUUCAAAAGACUGAACUGGAUCUUGGGAAGGUAAGAUAUUGGAAACACUGGCCAGAAGAAAACACAUAUUUCAGAGUAGUUCAGUUUGAGAUUGAGAUGACCAGAUAAUGAUUUGACCGGGCAGCAUUGUUAGUUCUGAGUAAAGGCAGCCAUCUCUUUUUUAUAUGCAUUCACAUAUUUUGAUCCUUUGAUAUUAACGUGAAAAAAGAAUUGUCCUUACACAACAGAGCAUUGUAACAAUGUUGUGACACUAACCAAAAUUUUGGGAAGCUGGCUUUUCAUUGUGUGCAUGGAUAAAUGUAUUUGUUCUGUAAUUCUAAAACGUAAAAGCAAUGUGUAGUUCUCCUGUUCUUGAAGCGUACUGUAUGGUCAAUGUCAACUCCAGGUCUGAAACACCGAGAAACACAAUAGAUGAGCACAACUCCUUAACAGGAUGAUGAUGAUGAUGCGCUCUCCUCCACUCCUAACUAUGGGACAGUAUUCAUUCCCAGAAUAAACCAGACAACCCCUGUUCCUCUUCACCAGGUUACAACAGGGUUUUACAGCGAAAUGAAAAAAGGUUGUACAAUUUGUUGGUGUUUUUAAGAUGUGUCUUUAGUUUUUGAGUUUUUUUGUAUUUUGUUAUUUUUUGCAUUCAGUUAUCAAUCCUUCCUGAAAAAAAAAACUAAAUGCACAGAGGUGACGUUAUUGUAAUGACUUGUGUAAAUUACUUUUCCUUCCCUUUCCAUUGUGUUGCUAACUAAUAAAUUAAAGCUCUAUAUUUUAUAAAAAUGGAA